Syngnathoides biaculeatus (alligator pipefish) is the source of this 1399-nucleotide messenger RNA. RefSeq names its product caseinolytic mitochondrial matrix peptidase proteolytic subunit (gene clpp). The transcript has 7 exons. NCBI's taxonomy places the organism in Eukaryota, Metazoa, Chordata, Actinopteri, Syngnathiformes, Syngnathidae. The record is from RefSeq and is a predicted model, not a curated record. Gene Ontology annotation, molecular function: serine-type endopeptidase activity; ATPase binding; ATP-dependent peptidase activity. The coding region runs from base 430 to 1236 and encodes 268 amino acids. Gene Ontology annotation, cellular component: endopeptidase Clp complex. Gene Ontology annotation, biological process: protein quality control for misfolded or incompletely synthesized proteins.
CCAUUGUGCCAUACCCUAAAAUAAACGGUUAUGUACUUUAUAGACUGCAGCAUUUCUUAGCGGAGAUUAACGUUUUAUCAAUUAUUGUUAAUUAUUAUUAUUAUUAUUAUCUCCAGCGUGUCUCUCAUGCGUCUUCGUGUAGUGUAGUGUACUCAUUAAAAUUUUGCUGCGGUCUUAAAGGCCUAUGAGUGAUACACUUCCUUUCCUAUCUAAAGGUAGCUCAGGACGAAAGUAUUGUAUGCUGAAGAAGACUUUCAAGUGCACCGAAGCAGGUUUCCAAUGCAUUUUGUCGAAUCUGAACCACCCAAUAUCCUAGCACUUCCGGUUUAUCUCGCGGGGAUUGGAGAGAAAAGGAAAGUUCCUAAGAAAAAAAGAAGAAUCCGAAGAGGGCAUUAGUCAUUUUGGCACGCUUUAUUUCGAAUUGUGAACAUGCUUUUCACGAGCGUGUUCCGGACUUUGGGGCAGGGACUAAAAUUCAGAUGUAUCCACCACAGUCCUACACGGAGAAGUCCUCUGAUACCUAUUGUAAUAGAGCAAACGGGGAGAGGAGAACGAGCUUAUGACAUAUAUUCUCGCCUCCUUAGAGAGAGGAUCAUUUGUGUAAUGGGUCCAAUUGAUGACGCUUUGGCCAGUCUGGUUAUUGCCCAGUUGCUUUUUCUUCAGUCAGAAAGCAACAAUAAACCAAUACACAUGUACAUCAACAGCCCUGGUGGUGUGGUGACAGCAGGCCUGGCCAUAUAUGACACUAUGCAAUAUAUCCUUAAUCCCAUCUCCACUUGGUGUGUUGGUCAAGCAGCUAGCAUGGGUAGUUUGCUUCUGGCAGCAGGGACAACGGGCAUGAGGCAUUCAUUACCCAAUGCCCGCAUUAUGGUCCACCAGCCAUCUGGAGGUGCCAGGGGUCAGGCCACUGACAUCGCCAUCCAGGCUGAGGAGAUCCUCAAAUUGAAGAAACAAAUAAACAAUCUUUAUGCCAAACACACUGGGCAACUGCUAGAAACCAUUGAGAGUGUAAUGGAGAGAGACCGCUAUAUGAGCCCCAUGGAGGCUCAGGACUUUGGUCUUAUCGACCUAGUCCUGGUUCACCCACCUCAAGCUGGUAAAGAUGAGCCUGAGCUGGUUCAGAAAGAGUCUGGCAUAGCAGCGAGUCACUCUGGAACCCUGGAGUCUCUAGAAGUAAACAGUGCCCCAACUGACACACCCAACCCCGCUCCUCUGACUAAAAUUAACCAUAAGUGACCAGAGCAGAGCUGUGCAAAAUAUGUAUAUCUUUUGGAAUUAUUAAACAAAAAAAAAAACAAAGUUUGAAUUUUGUUCCUCCACGCCUAUGUAGGACCUGUGCAGACAUCAUGCUACUUACAUCACUGGAUUUGGAAUCUAUGAUUUUUUUUUUUUUUUUUUU